GACUGCGCUCCAUGUGGCUAACUGUGAUGUCCAGAGACAACUAUUGAGCAUCAGUGGAAUCCAGGCUCCCCAAGUGCAACUUCUACAGAGUUCAUGGCACGGUGAUCUUGAACAACUUCAACAAUUGUUGGCGUCUGAAGAGUUCCUGGACAUAAAUUUCCCAAACCAGCACGGUCUGACCCCUGUGAUGCUAGCUGUGAGAGACGUGGACCUGUUUGAGGGCCUCGACAUGGUAACAGUCUACAGACCUGUGGAGGUUCUGUCUGAGCUCCUCCGGCACCGCGCAGAUCCGAAACUCUGUGAUUUUAGUGGAAAAUCAGCAAUACAUUAUGUGUCACAAAUAAAGAGUUUUAAGAAACAGCAGUUAUUGGAUAUUCUAAUGAAUUCUCUACCAAAACCAGAAAGACAUGCUGAAUCAUUGCUUGACAUUUGUCAUGAUACCAACUCUUCUCCAACUGAUAUGACAGUUACUAAAAACCAAAAUAUGCUCUUGCAAAGCAUCAGCAGCAGUGAGGAGUUUGACCAAGAUGAUGACUGCAGUCAUUCCAUAUUGGUUACUGAAAGAGGAGAUCCACGUGGUGAUGGACAAGGCUGGCAGCCCAGGACAGAAGAGUUUUCUACAUCUGAUAUGAAGUACAGUGGUCAACGAAUUGAGUUCCCUCUGCCACCAUUGUCACCCUUGCCUAUGAGACCAGGUCUUCUUAUUAUCCCCCCAAAUCACAAGUAUCAGCAAGAGAGAGAAAGAAAUAUUUCAAGCCUUGUACCUUUUGGACCUAAGCUCUCAGAGCCUGUGAAUCGAGCUGACGAGUUUAGACCAUCAAACAAGCACCCAGAAGCCUCGUGUAAGGUGCUUGUGGAUCAGACACUCCGGUCCUCUGAGAGUUCUAUUUGGUCCAGAAACAUGUGCUCUUUUGGGAAGGCUAACCAUCACAGAAAACACCUGGAGGUGGAGGAGGACAGGAAAUCUAAGGAAACAGAAGAAGGCGACAGAAUUCAGAUCUCUCACUUUGAAAAAGGGCCGUCUUCAGCGUGCCUUGAGAGUUUUAAGGAAGGCGAUUUUCCUGCGGAUGGGGCAGUGGGCAUUGACUGCCGUGGCCGUGGGACGAGGAAAGCGGAAGCAGAGGACUCUCGGCAUCUCCCGUCGGGGAAGACCGAGGGCUCUGUCGCCAGCAACUGUGACCAGGAUGCAGACGCUGGAUGCGCCAUGCUGAUCAAGUCCCAAGAAGCCCAGCAUUCAGAAAUAACGCUGAGCAAGGAGAGAGAGACCAGAACUGAUAAACAUGACUCAAAACGUGCUUCCAUGCCUAAAGGUGAAGUAAUUGAACCAAAUCGUAUUUUAGAAGAGUUUACUGUACUUAAAAGUUUGUCCAAUGUGAUUCCUGACAGCCCCAUUGAAAAGCUCCCAGAAGGUCAUAAUAACAUGGAGACAAAUAUAAAAGUAUCAAUAGCAGAGGCAACCAAACCAGAAAUUAAUGGGAUAGUGCCUCUUAUCCACAUCACUUUCCCUGGAGAUGAGGCUCCCAAGGGACCAGCAGUAGCCAAAGCAAGCCUCCAAAAAAGAAAGGGCACCCUUCACAACAAUAGCUUCAACAUACUUGCGCACCAAGAAAAUGACAGGCCUAAGAUGAAAACCCAUAGACAUAAGUUAGAUUCAAAAACCAAGACCAGUAACAGGACACCUCAGAAUUUCAUGAUUUCCACGGAAGGUUCCAUUAGGCCUAUCACGCAUAAAACCAGCAUAAAAACUCAAGUUUUCCCUUCUUUGGGGCUCAUUGACCCCAGACCUUGGCAGUCACCCAAGUUUCAAAGGAGAACGCCACAGAACGAAAAGAAGCAACCACCUUGCCGGGCUCUGAAACCUAAAAAGCAACCAUUUCCUUGCAUCUGUAAAAAUCCAGGAAUAAAAAAGUCUUCGGUUCCUCUCCCUGUGCAACCAACAGAGCCGAGACUAAAUUAUCUAGAUCUUAAGUACAGUGACAUGUUCAAAGAAAUCAACUCAACUGCUAAUGGACCUGGAAUCUAUGAAAUGUUUGGGACUCCUUUUUAUUGUCACAUGAGAGAGGCUGAACGGCACGAAAACAAAUAUCGCCGAGAAAUAUGCUCAGCUCCGUCAGGCAGAUGUGUCGCCACUAAAUGUCCAUCUUCACACAGUGAGAGGAACAGCAGUAGCAGAACAAGGCUUUCUCAGAAAAAAGGACAUGUUAAACCCCCAAAGGCUUUGCUUGGGGUGAAACGUAAGCACCAAAGUUUAAUUUCCAAAGAAAAGGGCCGCAAGGCUAUAGGUAGCAACCUACAAGAUGUUGAAAAUAGUGGUGGUAUUUCAGAACCAGAGUGGCAAGGGAAGUCUUCAGGAAGUGACUUUCUAUCUUCCAGAGAUGAAGUUCAGCCCAUGACCUUUGCUCAGACUCAUGAGCAGUCCAUUGAACAGAACGAAUUCCUUCCUGUCUCAGAUCUGUCCAUUGUUGAAGAAGUCUCCGUGGAAGAGUCUGCCGAUGAAGGAGACAUUUCUAACAAUCAAAUACUUGCCACCAGCCUCAGAGAUCUGCGUGAACUUGAAGAGCUACAUCACCAGAACCCAUUUUUCCUUUCAGAAAACAGCAUGGCAGUACCCACUGAGAACAGUUUCAGCAAGCAUGCACCGCAAGAAAAGAAGAAUACAGCAUCUCUUGGUAAAAUAAAUGCCAACCAAAUCUUAACAAAUAAUGUAGCGUUUGAUAGUUUGAUAGAUAAGUCUAAAACGCUUAUAGAUUUAUCUUUCCAAGAGAAACGAGGAAGUGCAUCUUCCCAAACAUCUCAACAUCGGGCACGUUCUGUGGAGCAUGAUAGUUCAGCUAAGUCAAUUACACAUCAAACGUUUGGGAGAACUUUAAAUGAUGCAAAUUCAAUUUCCCAAGAAAUUCUAGACUCUGUAAAGAAUGAAGAGUUGACAGAUGAACUAUUAGGUUGUCUAGCUGCAGAACUACUAGCGCUUGAUGAAAAAGAUAACAGCUCUCGCCAGAUAAUGGCAAAUGAAACAGAUCCUGAAAACCUAAGUCUUGUCUUCAGUAGGAGAGGAAAUACCAUGCAACAAUUGGGUGGAGAGACAACAAAUGUCAAAAUGCAGAGACUUGGUAAUGGGUUCAGCAUAUAUGACGAGGAGAAAUUUCUCAAUGAAAAAAAGACACUUUCUGAAAAUAGUUUAAAGUGUGAAGAACCUAUCCUGUGGACCAAGGGUGAGAUCCUUGGGAAGGGAGCCUACGGCACAGUAUAUUGUGGUCUGACUAGCCAAGGACAGCUAAUAGCUGUAAAACAGGUGGUUUUGGAUACCUCUGAUAAAUUAGCUACUGAAAGAGAAUACCGGAAACUGCAGGAAGAAGUGGAUUUGCUCAAAGCACUGAAACAUGUCAACAUUGUGGCCUACUUGGGCACAUGCUUGGAAGAAAACACUGUGAGCAUUUUCAUGGAGUUUGUUCCUGGUGGCUCGAUCUCUAGUAUUAUAAACCGUUUUGGGCCAUUGCCUGAGAUGGUGUUCUGUAAAUAUACCAAACAAAUUUUGCAAGGUGUUGCUUAUCUCCAUGAAAACUGUGUGGUGCAUCGAGAUAUCAAAGGAAAUAAUGUUAUGCUCAUGCCUACUGGAGUAAUAAAGCUGAUCGACUUCGGCUGUGCUAAACGUUUGGCUUGGGCUGGCUUAAAUGGCACCCACAGUGACAUGCUUAAGUCCAUGCAUGGGACUCCAUACUGGAUGGCCCCAGAAGUCAUCAACGCGUCUGGCCAUGGAAGGAAGUCGGACAUCUGGAGCGUGGGCUGCACGGUGUUUGAGAUGGCCACCGGGAGGCCUCCGCUGGCGUCCAUGGACAGGGUGGCUGCCAUGUUCUACAUCGGCGCGCACGGAGGGCUCAUGCCCCCCCUGCCAGAGCGCUUCUCAGAAAGCGCCUCUGACUUCGUGCGUGUGUGCCUGACCAGGGACCAGCAUGAGCGACCUUCCGCUGUUCAGCUCCUGAAGCACACCUUCUUGAAGAGUAGUCCCUGAAUAGACACCAAGAGUUUCCUUCCC
This is a messenger RNA of Molossus molossus (Pallas's mastiff bat), 4033 nucleotides long. RefSeq names its product mitogen-activated protein kinase kinase kinase 19 (gene MAP3K19). Lineage: Eukaryota; Metazoa; Chordata; Mammalia; Chiroptera; Molossidae. The record is from RefSeq and is a predicted model, not a curated record. Bases 188 to 4009 code for a protein of 1273 amino acids. The transcript is spliced from 10 exons. Gene Ontology annotation, biological process: protein phosphorylation. Gene Ontology annotation, molecular function: ATP binding; protein kinase activity.